Molecule: messenger RNA, 1854 nt
Organism: Aspergillus uvarum CBS 121591
Lineage: Eukaryota; Fungi; Ascomycota; Eurotiomycetes; Eurotiales; Aspergillaceae
Product: MFS general substrate transporter
Exons: 2
Coding region: 266-1636 (456 amino acids)
Biological process (GO): transmembrane transport
Molecular function (GO): transmembrane transporter activity
Source: RefSeq, a predicted model, not a curated record
UUGGCGGUUAUCUUGAAUGUCACCUCGUUAUCGUCUGCCUUGCCGGUAGGGGUUACUCCGCUUGAAGUAUCCUGAAGCACUCACUCACUGUCACCCCAUACCAUCUCGCAUGAUCUCGGACCGACUUCCGUUUAAGCCUUCUGGGUAGGAAUCUCGUCUCUGAUAUGCUCGACGAGUGAGUGGAUCGAUUAUCGUGACUCUGACAGUAGAGACAGCCUUCCAGCCUGUAUAUGGCUCCCUAUCCAGCAUCGUCGGUCGUAAGCCGAUGAUGCUGAUUGCGAUCGCGUCCUUCACUGCGGGAACCGUGACUGCGAGUCGGGCAUCGAACGCCACGACCUUGCUUGUUGGCCGUAGUAUUCAAGGGCUGGGAGCCGGGAGAAUCACUAAUCUCUCCGAAGUUAUCCUGACCGACCUGGUGCCGUUGCGGCUGCGAGGACGAUAUCUGGCCGGCCUCAACUCAGUUUGGGCCAUUGGCUCGACAUCUGGUCCGGUAGUCGGAGCUGCCUUCGCGCAAGAGGUAAACUGGCGAUGGCUGUUCUACAUCAACCUUCCUCUCAUCGCUCUGGGACUCAUUCUGAUGAUCUUCUUCACACGACUGCAGCCCCUGCCGGUCUUUCUGCAACACAAGCUGGGCGAUACUGACUUUGGGGGUAUCCUGCUGUUCACCGGGGGUAUCACCGCCGUACUAAUCCCCGUGACGUGGGGAGGCGUGAUGUACGCCUGGAGCUCGUGGCACACACUCACACCCUUGCUCAUUGGUAUCGCGGCGCUGGCCUGCUUCGUGGCAUACGAGGGCUUGUACGUGCCCGCCAGUCCCGUUAUCUCGCUAGCCCUCUUCCGCACCCGGUCUCUCCUCGCCGGCUACAUCGGCACCAUGACCCACGGCCUGAUCCUCUCCUGUGGCCUGUAUUACUUGCCGUUCUAUUUUCAAGCUGUCAAGGGCUACACGCCAAUCAUCUCCGGCGUCGCCCUCUUCCCCGUAACCUUCACUGUGGUCCCUGGUGCCAUGGCGACGGGGAUUUUGAUCAGUCGGAUGGGCCGAUACCGGGCCCUCGUCUGGGCAGGGUGGCUUGCCACAACCCUAGGUCUGGGACUCACCUGCCUCGUGCGCGUGGACACAACCAACGCCCUCUGGAUCUUGUGUCUCAUCAUCAUCGGCUUAGGCCUGGGCAUGCUAUUUUCCGCCCUCAACCUGGCCGUGCUAGCCGCCGCACCGAGCCCGACCCAGACCGCCGCCGCCGCCACGAUGUUCACAUUCUUCCGCGCCCUCGGGCAGACUCUAGGCGUGGCGCUAGGCGGCACCAUCUUUGCGAACCGCGUGCGUGCCCACACGUUGGCCAACUCGGUUCUCGAGGCCAUUCGCACGCACACCACCACGGUGACAAACAACCACCUGGACCCGGUCGCCCUCGUGAGUCUCAUCGAUCCGAUCCCCGACCCCGAGACAGAACAGCAGAUCCGUACGGUGUUUGUGGACAGCCUGCGCGUGGUGUGGGCCUUUUGCUGCGCGAUGAGCGGCGUCACCGGGUUGCUGAGCCUCGGGAUGCGGCAUUACGAGCUAGCGCAGCCAGUAAGUUUUCCCCGUCCUUUCCCCCACCCCCUCCCUUCCUGGUCAUACAGUGCUUGGACCGAAUGAGGGGAGUGAGUCGAGGCAGGAUCUGGUGGCGAUGCAGCCUUACUCGGCCAAAGCGAGUCAUAGUUCGCUGCGGUCGAUUCCGGAGUCGGAUUAUGGCUCGGUGUGAUUGUAUGUAGCACUACUUCUGUUCCUGCCAUAUGCUCAGCCCCGUAUCUGAUAGUUUGGAUCAUCAUAGUUUCAUUGUUUAAAUCACGUAAAUAUACCCCCUUGUAUCCGGA